Molecule: messenger RNA, 1641 nt
Organism: Komagataella phaffii GS115
Lineage: Eukaryota; Fungi; Ascomycota; Pichiomycetes; Pichiales; Pichiaceae
Product: Subunit of the cytosolic chaperonin Cct ring complex, related to Tcp1p, required for the assembly of
Exons: 1
Coding region: 1-1641 (546 amino acids)
Biological process (GO): protein folding
Cellular component (GO): chaperonin-containing T-complex
Molecular function (GO): ATP-dependent protein folding chaperone; ATP hydrolysis activity; ATP binding
Source: RefSeq, a predicted model, not a curated record
AUGAACGGCCAAGUACCCACAAUAGUUGUUCUUAAGGAAGGAACCGAUACUUCUCAAGGUCGAGGCCAGAUAAUCACCAAUAUUAAUGCCUGUAUCGCAAUUCAGGAGUCUUUGAAGCCUACACUGGGUCCUCUUGGAUCUGAUGUCCUGAUUGUUGGAGCGGAUGGCAAGACCACUAUAUCUAACGAUGGGGCAACCAUCUUGAAACUCUUAGACGUUAUCCACCCCGCAGCAAAGAUUUUGGUUGAUAUAUCAAGAUCUCAAGAUGCUGAGGUUGGUGAUGGUACCACCUCUGUCACUUUACUUGCUGGUGAAAUACUUAAAGAGUGCAAGGGUUUCAUAGAAGAAGGAAUAUCUACCACAGUGAUUUGUAAGGGCCUUAGAAAAGCUUCUCAAUUGGCCGUCAAGAAUAUCAAAGAACUUCAAGUCGAGGUAAGCUCCAAAGGGGGUGCAAACAGAGAGCUUUUAGAGAACUGUGCCAAGACGGCUAUGUCUUCCAAGUUAAUUCACAAUAAUGACGAAUUUUUUACCAAGAUGGUGGUCGACGCUGUGUUGACUUUAGACCAGGAGUAUCUGGACGAGAAACUGAUUGGUAUCAAGAGAAUUCCUGGUGGUUCUAUGGAAGAUUCUUUGUUUGUCAACGGUGUUGCGUUCAAGAAAACGUUCUCGUACGCCGGUUUUGAACAACAACCAAAGCAGUUCACUAACCCAAAAAUUCUGAACCUAAAUGUUGAGUUGGAAUUGAAAGCUGAAAAAGACAAUGCCGAAGUUAGAAUUGAACAAGUUAAAGAUUACCAAAAUAUCGUUGACGCUGAAUGGAAAAUUAUAACCCAGAAGUUGGAGGCCAUUGAAGCUUCGGGUGCCAACAUUGUUUUAUCUAAACUACCAAUUGGUGAUUUGGCAACGCAAUAUUUUGCUGAUAGAAAUAUUUUCUGUGCAGGGAGAGUGGCCUCUGGAGAUUUAGAUAGAGUCAUUCAGGCUGUUGGAGGUUCCAUUCAAACUACUACCAGUGAUAUAUUACCAGAGCAUCUCGGAACUUGUGCGUCAUUUGAGGAAGUCCAAAUUGGUGGAGAACGUUACAACAUAUUCAAAGGAUGUCCUGAAGCUAAGACGUGCACUUUGUUACUGAGAGGUGGAGCCGAGCAAGUAAUAGCUGAAGUCGAAAGAUCGUUACAUGAUGCUAUCAUGAUUGUUAGAAGAGCUGUAAAGAACACUGCAAUUGUUGCUGGUGGUGGUGCUAUUGAGAUGGAGUUAUCGAAAAUAUUAAGAGAGUACUCCAGAACAAUUCCAGGAAAACAGCAAUUAAUCAUUGGAGCAUUCGCAAAAGCACUGGAGGUCAUCCCUCGUCAAUUGUGUGACAACGGUGGAUUCGACGGUACAGACCUAUUAAACAAGCUACGUGCUGCUCACGCUAAAGGUGAGGUAUGGUAUGGAGUAGAUUUCCGAAACGGUGGAAUCAAUGAUAACUUGAAGAGCUUUGUUUGGGAACCAUCCAUGAUGAAGAUCAACGCCAUUCAAUCAGCCACCGAGGCUGCUAUGUUGAUUCUAUCUGUGGAUGAGACAAUUAAGAACGAGGAGAGGGCCUCGGCAGGAGCAGCAGCUGCCGCCCAGGGUGCCAGGGGUAGAAAUAUCCCCCAAUGA